This is a messenger RNA of Mycena citricolor, 3174 nucleotides long. NCBI's taxonomy places the organism in Eukaryota, Fungi, Basidiomycota, Agaricomycetes, Agaricales, Mycenaceae. The record is from the annotation of a GenBank genome assembly.
CCAAGCUCUGCUAAUCUUUUCCUGGUCUUCUCUCUUAACCCAGUCCCUGCAUCAUCGUCUUCGUCGAGUGGAAUGGCAACAACGCGCCCUGCGUCCACGAUCUCCGCGCCGACGAGUGCCUUGUCGAGGCCUUGAAGUGCGAGAUCGGAUUUGGAAGGGGCGUUCGGAUGCGAGGGGAGCGGGAAGGAGAGCAGGGCAGGCGCCGGUUCCAACUCAAGCUCGUCGACAGCAGCGGUAAGAUCUCCCACGACUUCCAUUUCCACAUUCUCGGCGUCCUCUUCGCCGGUGUCUAGUUUUUGUCGUUUCUUGGGUCGUUUCUCCUUCGGGGUUUUGAUUUUCGUUGGAGCGGCAGCUUCUUGGACAGAGUCUUGUGGAACCUCCACCUCCAUUAUAUCGGCUUCGCCUGCCUCCUCAUCCUCAUCCUCUUCGUCUUGACUUUCACCGUCCUCGUCUUUUUUACUCGAGGACGCUCCGGUUGUCGAUUUCCCCUUGCCCUUUCGCCGUUGCUUCUUGCGCUUCAAGUAGCGUUGCUUCGCUUUGGUUUUUUCCUACGCGCUGAUAAGACGAAUGAAAAAGACAUCGAGACACUUUCUACGAGGAGAUCGUACUUUCGUUUGAUCUGCAGGGGCGGGCUUCGCUGCAACCGCGGGCGACAUUCAAGGAAGAAAUGUGGGAACGAUAUCAGUGGCUGUACCCUUCCAUUUUGAGCGAGACUACUCUGUCGCGAAUUUUCAUGUUCAGAGCUCUGCCUUGUCCACGCCGGGUGCUGCUGCACAACACUUCACGCGUCGUCUGAAUGGCCAUGUGGUGGAUUCAGUCGUGCACGCGCGAUUCAAAGGGACGACGCCCCGCGCGCCGCGUGCCGACUUGGCCAGCAUUCCCAUGGCCUUGCGCCAGCUUUACCUGAGCUCCCGAAGUACGACGAGUCCGACCCAUUCACUCCCCAGCGAAAGAAAAGGUUUUUCCGUUUCUAUCUGCUCCUCUUAAUCCCUAUCUUGCUCUGGGGCCAAUGGGAGCUGCAUUCGGACCCGAGACCGCUCAUCGAGAAAAAGCGAAGAAGAAGUUGAUCGAGCGUCUGACCGAACUGCAGGAGAAAACGACGACUCUGCCUACGACAACGAACUUUUCCUCCGCGCCAGUGGCCGCAGUCCUUUCGUACAGCCAAUGGCUGGUGAACACAUUCGUUCCACCCCACAUCUACGACACACCCAGAGCGACCGGGUCUUCGAGUUGUUGGCUGCCGAGUGCCCUGAGGAGCUUUUGAAGUCCUUGAGGGAGGCAGCUAUGUUGUCGUAUUCCAGUGCCACGGAACCGUGCGAGGGAGAGGCUGCGCAAUUGAAGAGAGCCGAGGAUCUGUUCACUUUAGCUGAUUUGGUUCUGAGGCAGUGUUAUCAGGCAGUGCACGAACAGUUGCCUGCGAGACGGACCAAAGAGAUUGAUUCAGCUCCAUCUGCACCCUGAUGUCUACGCGGUUUAGAGUGAUCAGCUGCGGUGCAGGGUGAUCAACUGCGGUGUAGAGUGAUCAAAUGAGACGCUUGCAGCCGGACAAAAUGUUGGGCCGACGAACGAGCCCAACAAGAUGAGCCAACAACGGGGCAGUGAGCGCCAUCGCAUCUAUUUCUGUAAUGUAUUACCUGUCAAUCAAACUGCGGACGAUUCAACGAUGUCUCACUGCUGCCUUUCCUACGCGUCGCUAUAUAACAAGGCUAGUUGAAAUCCCCAGAAUGUACAGACCCCCUCACAACGAUGGACUUCCCCAAGCCGGAAACUACUCCCCCGCCCUACCACUCAACUGAGGCUUCCUCAUCGCAACCGCAAUCGCCUCCCCAGAUUGGACCGUCGGGCAUCGAAUUCGUGCGCGAUGCAGAGUAUCUGAUCGAGUCGUUCCUGCCGGCAUACGCGCCCCCCACUGCCCCGCCAACGUACGCGCGAUCGGCGCUGCCCAUGCCGUUCUGCACGCCCCAGAUCGCAGUCAAGUUUGAUUCCGCCUUUGCAAGAGGAUACAACUUCGAGCUGCAGAAUGCGGUGGGGAUCUCUCAGGAGGAAUUCUUGCAAUUCAUUGACGGUCUGAAUCUCGCGAUGACAGCCAGUCCGCCGCUGCGUGUGGUCAACACUGUUGGAAUGGCUAUCGGUUUUGUGUACGUCGAGCCGACUACUCUCAAUUUCGAUCUCACUCUCGAGCAGCCAUUCCACUGGGCCAUGAUCGCUGGCACUGUGAUCCAGACCACCGCCCAAAUCGGCAUGCAUGUGUUGUCCAAGACCCUCACCGAUCGCUAUCUCCGCGCUGCGAACCAGCGGCUGUUCAAGCCCAAAGGCCUCGUCGUCCGUCUCUGCACCACCGCCGCGAUGGAGCAUCUCGUCAUGCACAGCGGGACCGGCAAAGGCCCCUCGGCGCUCAGCAAGAUCGGACGGGGAGUGGGCACCGUUCUGCUGCAUGCCCCGCUUCCUUUCAGCAGCAGGAUCGUGCGGGCCAUAGCGGACAAGCCGCCCACCGUCCACGCGAGCAUCAGCAGCGUUGGCGAUGGACGCAGCAUGCCGCUGUCGACGCAGCGAAGGCUUGCCUCGCUCGACGGACACGCGCUCCAUGUCGAUCUCGACGUCCCCCCGCCCGCGAAAGUGUCCGGUGUGAUGGAUACCAUGGCUUCUUGGGGUGUCGCUUUCGACGCGUACCGAAACAGACGCAAAGAAGACAGAGUCGAGCAGCGUCGCCGAGAGCUGGAGCGGGUCAACUAUCAGCUUCAGGCGAUCGGGAUGAGUCCUCGACCAGCCAAUGCGCCGGUAGCUGCACCUAUGAGCUACAUGGAGAUGGAGUUGAUGGGUAGAAAGGAGAGAAAACAUUUGCGCAAAGCUGCAAAACGAGCGCGGAGACGUGAACGAGGCAGGAAUGGCUUGUUGAGCGGUGUGAUCGGACCCAAAGAGACUAAGCUGGAGAGGAAGGUCGCGAAUGCAAAUCUGCUGGAGCACUGGGGGACUGGCCAGGUCGUCUGGCUCGUGGUGAUGAAUGCCGAUUUGGAUAGCGAAAUCGAGGGAAUAGAGCGCGCUGACAGCAUGGACAACGAAGAACAUGUCGAUCAACAAGCAUGGCAAGCAGAAAUGGUUCGAGAACGCGAUCAGUUGGAAGAAGAGGAGGAUUCGAGUGAUGAGGAAGACGAAGAGCAUCAUCAUCACAACUGA